Molecule: messenger RNA, 2553 nt
Organism: Puma concolor (puma)
Lineage: Eukaryota; Metazoa; Chordata; Mammalia; Carnivora; Felidae
Source: RefSeq, a predicted model, not a curated record
AUGGUGAGGCAAGUGGGCUGGGGGGGGAACCGAGGGCGGCUGGGGCGGUGGGGAGACCUGGGGCCUGGAUCAGUGCCUCUCCUCCCCAUGCCGCUGCCCCCUCUCCCUCCUCCUCCAUGUCGGGGGCCUGGCAGAGGGCGGAUUUCCAUCUUCUCUCUGUCCCCUGCCCCUCACACAAGAAGCUCCCCUUCCUCGGUCCCUCCCCCGGCCCUGGGACCCCCCUGCCCAGCGAUGCAGGCCCCAGGGGGCUCUCAGCCUCCCCACAGUGCCCUCCCCACCCCAACAACGCAGGCAGGGCCCGCGAUGACACCCAGCUCUGCUCCCCCCUCUUGGGGCUCCCACUCCACCCCACCCCUGGCCCCAGUGACUCCCCCUCCCUCGCACCGAUGCCCCCAGGACCCUCCUGGGCUGCGGAUAGGGCCUCUGAUCCCUGAGCAGGAUUAUGAGCGGCUGGAGGACUGUGACCCCGAGGGGUCCCAAGAUUCACCCCUCCACGGGGAGGAGCAGCAGCCCCUGCUCCAUGUGCCCGAAGGGCUCCGAGGCUCCUGGCACCACAUCCAGAACCUGGACAGCUUCUUCACCAAGAUCUAUAGCUACCACCAGAGGAAUGGCUUUGCCUGCAUCCUGCUGGAGGAUGUCUUCCAGCUGGGACAAUUCGUCUUCAUCGUCACCUUCACAACCUUCCUCCUUCGUUGCGUGGAUUACAACAUUCUCUUCGCCAACCAACCGAACAACAGGACGACACCUGGCUUGCUCCACGGCAAAGUCACCUUGGCAGAUGCCAUCCUGUCCUCCUCCCAGUGUGCCCAGCGGAUCCGCUCCAGCCCCCUGCUGGUUUUCCUUCUGAUCCUGGCUGCAGCCUUCUGGCUGUUACAGCUGCUUCGCUCAGUCUGCAACCUCUUCAGCUACUGGGACAUCCAGGUGUUUUACAGGGAGGCCCUGCACAUCCCCCCGGAGGAACUCAGCUCGGUGCCCUGGGCCGAAGUUCAGUCCCGCCUGCUGGCGCUGCAGAAGAGCGGGGGGCUGUGCGUGCAGCCGCGGCCGCUGACCGAGCUCGACGUCCACCACCGCAUCCUGCGCUACACCAACUACAAGGUGGCGCUGGCCAACAAGGGCCUGCUGCCCGCGCGCUGCGCGCUGCCCUGGGGAGGCAGCGCGGCCUUCCUCAGCCGCGGCCUGGCGCUCAACGUCGACCUGCUUCUCUUCCGCGGGCCCUUCUCGCUCUUCCGCGGGGGCUGGGAGCUGCCCGACGCCUACAAGCGCAGCGACCAGCGAGGCGCCCUGGCCGCGCGCUGGCGGCGCACGGUGCUGCUGCUGGCCGCCGUGAACCUGGCGCUGAGCCCGCUGGUGCUGGCCUGGCAGGUGCUGCACGCCUUCUACAGCCACGCGGAGCUGCUGCGGCGCGAGCCGGGGGCGCUGGGGACGCGCCGCUGGUCCCGCCUGGCCCACCUGCAGCUGCAACCGCGGGCCCCCUUCUGCACCCCCAUCUCGAUCUCCAGGUCUUUCAUUCCGGAAGAACAGGGCCGGGGUCGUUCCCCGCAGUUCCUGCUGCAGGCGGCCUUGGCGCACAUGCAUUACCUCCCGGAGGAGCCCGGCCCUGCCGGCAAGGCCAGCGCUUACCGGCAGAUGGCGCGGCUGCUUCAGUACCGAGCGGUCUCCCUCCUGGAGGAGCUCCUGUCUCCUCUCCUCACUCCGCUGUUUCUACUGUUCUGGUUUUGCCCCCGUUCCCUGGAGAUCAUUGACUUUUUUCAUCACUUCACUGUGGAUGUGGCUGGAGUUGGGGACAUCUGUUCCUUUGCCCUGAUGGAUGUGAAGCGUCACGGCCACCCUCAGUGGCUCUCGGCAGGACAGACAGAGGCCUCUCUCUCUCAGCGUGCGGAGGAUGGAAAGACCGAGCUCUCCUUGAUGAGGUUCUCCCUGGUGCAUCCACAAUGGCGCCCCCCAGGGCACAGCUCCAAGUUCCUGGGGCACCUUCGGGGCAGGGUCCAACAAGAUGCAGCAGCCUGGGGCGCCACUUCUGUUCGCAGUCCCCCCACCCCGGGGGUGCUCAGUGACUCUUCCUCACCUCUGCCUGAGGCCUUCCUGGCCAACCUCUUGGUGCACCCCCUCCUGCCCCCGCGGGACCUGAGCCCCACAGCCCCCUGCCCAGCCGCAGCCACAGCCAGCCUCCUGGCCUCCAUUUCCCGCAUUGCCCAGGACCCGAGCUGUGUGUCCCCAGGAGGCACUGGGGGCCAGAAGCUGGCCCAGCUCCCAGAGCUUGCUUCUGCUGAGAUGAGUCUGCAUGCCAUCUACCUGCACCAGCUCCAUCAACAGCAGCAGCAGGAACUGUGGGGUGAGGCUUCAGCCUCUUCCCUGUCCAGGCCCUGGUCCAGCCCCUCCCAGACACUCUCGCCUGAUGAGGAGAAGCCGUCCUGGUCAAGUGAUGGCUCCAGUCCUGCCUCCAGCCCCAGACAGCAGUGGAGAACCCAGAGAACCCAGAAUCUGCUCCCCGGAAGGUUUCAGGAGACCACAGAUGCCCAGAAGGAGCCUGGCCAGGCCCCUAGCACUGACUGA